Messenger RNA from Phycodurus eques (leafy seadragon), 6790 nucleotides. It is a transcript of the gene dqx1, whose product is annotated as DEAQ box RNA-dependent ATPase 1. Bases 423 to 2867 code for a protein of 814 amino acids. Gene Ontology annotation, molecular function: RNA binding. The transcript has 12 exons. NCBI's taxonomy places the organism in Eukaryota, Metazoa, Chordata, Actinopteri, Syngnathiformes, Syngnathidae. Gene Ontology annotation, cellular component: spliceosomal complex; intracellular anatomical structure. The record is from RefSeq and is a predicted model, not a curated record.
AAAAUGGCAACCUCAACCAAAGCAAGGUCUCGAACCGAACGUGGUGUUGAGACGGGGUGGAAGAUGCUGCGUUUUCUGAGGACCGGUGAACGCAUCGCCCGAGUUGACAGCCCGACAGCAAACAUGGCGCCCGCUCGAGCGGCCCGUCAACACGUCCUCUCCUCUCGAGCUGGCAGGUUGACGAUUAAUCGGAAGUGACUGUGAGCAGAAAGUGUGUUGGCCUUUGUCCACCUUCCGCAGUUCCGAUCUCCCUGCUUCUCGCCGAUGACGAGGCGCUUUGCCGGAGAGGAGUGAACGGCAUCGGGCCGCGCACGAACACCUUCGGCUCGGUUUCGUCACUUCAAGCGAAAUGUUGGAACAGGUAAACUCCCCCUAUCAACCAGCCUCUCCCUCUCAUUAGUCCUCAUUCCCACGUGCUGCUGAUGUCAUCACCACCAGUGAAGCCAUGUCCCGAGUCUGGACUCUCAAAGACACUGGAUUCUCUGUCCAUGUCUUCACUUUUAUCUGGGGAGUUAGACGAGGGCGGAGUCGAAGGAGGAGGAGGAGGAGGCCAGGACGAGGAUGGUUUUCGAGACCUGGAAGUGAACCCAUAUGAUAGUCUGCCGUUUUCUUCUCGCUACUACACGCUACUGGAAGAGAGGCAACAGCUUCCCAUAUGGAGACACAGGCAGAAUCUACUAGAGCACCUGGAGAGUCACAGUAUGGUGCUGCUCAGUGCACCAAGUGGAGUAGGGAAAAGCACCCAGGUGCCACAGUGGUGUGUGGAGUAUGCUUUGUCCUAUGAAUUUUCUCAGGGCCUGGUGUGUUGUUCCCAGCCUUAUUCCGUGGCAGCAGUCAGUCUGGCCCUUCGUGUGGCCGAUGAGAUGGACCUCAGCUUGGGUCUGGAGGUGGGCUAUGGGGUGGCUCAUGACGACAGCUGUACACCAGAGACUUUGCUCAGGUUUGUCAGUGACACUCUCCUGCUUGAGGAAAUGAUGUCAGACCCCUUGCUGCAUAAAUAUGGAAUCGUGGUUGUGGACGAGCUCCAGGAGCGCACUGUAGCAACGGAUGUGCUGCUCGGCCUGCUGUGUGACGUCUGCCGCCAGAGGCCAGAUAACUUCCGUGUGGUUCUUCUGACUCACGCAAGUCUCGCUCCUCGGCUCGCCUCCUUCUUGGGCCCCUCUGUCCCGCACCUCUACAUGGACAGCCUCUUCUCUGAGGCCCCUACAAAUGGACAAGAAAAGGAAAGUGCGGUAGAAGAGGAGAGGAACUCUAAAAACCUGAAAAGAAUGGAGACUCUGUACCAGGAGCUUUUACCUGGGAAGGAGCCUGUGGUUACUGCCUGUCACAUGGUUCUAGAUCUUCACCGAAGAGGAGAAGCGGGAGACAUAAUGGUGUUUCUUGCUAGUGCACAGGAAAUAGAGGAGUGUGCCACACAGCUGGAGGUAGAGCGUGUAGCCCUCGGUGCUCAACUCGGCUCACUCAAGAUCCUUCCCCUCCACACUGGACUGGGUGGGCUGACUCAACGAGUGUACAACACUGAAGUGUCUACUCACAGGGAGAAUGAUGGGUCAGACGGAAAGGACAGCACAAUGCUGGACGCUGAAGAUCCAGGGAUCCAGAGGAAAGUGAUCCUCACUCACUGCCUGGCAGAGGCUUCUUUCUCCCUACCAGCCAUUCGCUAUGUCAUAGACACAGGCCUUCAACUUAAAACUGUUUACAAUCCUCAAAUAAGAGCAAACGCACAGAUCCUGAAGACAAUCAGCAAAACACAGGCGGACAUGCGAGCUCAAAGAGUUAAUAGCAAACUUCCUGGGCUGUGUUUCCGUCUGUAUCCGCAGUCCCUGUAUGAUGAUGGUAUGGGGGAAGCUCAUUGUCCGAGGGUAUCGGAGGAAAAUCUCAGCCACUUGGUCUUGUUACUCAAGAGACUGGACAUUGCCGACAUGGGUCAAUGCAAAUUCCUAGACAGACCAGCCCCAGAGGCUUUAAUGCAAGCCUUGGAGGAUUUGGACUACCUAGCAGCACUGGAUGAUGACGGUAACCUGUCAGAAGUGGGCAUCAUAAUGUCAGAACUGCCGCUGGAGCCACAUUUGGCUAAAGCCCUGAUCGCAGCCUGCGAGUAUGACUGUGUUGAUGAACUGCUCACAGUAGCUGCCAUGUUGACAGCUCCUUCCUGCUUCCUGAGGCCAGAACCUAUCAGAGAGGAGACUGCUGUUGCUCACUGGCGACCUCUAAUGCACAGUGAAGGCGAUCACAUGUCUCUCAUUAACAUUUACAAUGCCUACAUGGAACAUAAUCAGGAUGAGGCAUGGUGCAUGACACACUUUCUGAACCACGCGGCCUUGCGUCUGGCUGUGGUGAUCAGGGCCGAGCUGCUGGACGUCAUGCGGCGAAUUGAACUUCCAGUGUCACACCCUGCUUUUGGGUGCCAAGACAAUUGCACGGAUAUCAAGAGGGCUCUCAUCUCAGGCCUCUUCCUUAAAGUGGCUCAUGAUGUGGAUGGUUCUGGUAACUACCUCCUGGUCACUCACCGCCACGUGGCUCACCUCCACCCCUUCUCGUCCUACCUGUGUCGUCAGCCCUGCCCCGCACCCCCUACCUGGGUUCUCUACCACGACUUCACCAUCUCCAGUGACAACUGCAUACGCAUCAUAUCCGAGGUUCACCCCCAGAUGCUCGUGGAGCUAACGCCUCAAUACUUCCUGGGAAACCUGCCCUCUAGUGAUGGCAAGGAGCUGCUGAUCAAGCUGAGGCAGAAUACGGAGCUUUACUCUUCCGAGCGAGACCGAGUAACAGACGCUCGCGGCAGGACCCACAGAGACGCAGACGCUGUUGGAACGGAAGAGACUCACAAUCAGUCUGGCACGGAGCUCUGCGUUGUCCAAUGAACAUACUGGCGCGAUUUGUCUUACUUUUUAUCAUUCACCGGUACUGGAAAACACUAAUAUAUUUGAAUUAUGGGUAAGUUCUGUAAAGAAUUAGGAAAAAAAGCAAACCUCAUGUCGUUCUCCUUAUUGCGGUGUACUGUACCGUUCGCUGAUAGAAUUCUGUCGAUUUCAGAACAAUUUCACUGGUAUUUGCACGAUGGGAGCUUUUCGGCACGUUUAAAGAUAUUUUAGAGGGCAGGUGCUCAAGCGCAAGGAAAGAGCGCCCACGGUAUUGGUUGUCGUCGGGGGAGCGCGAGUGACAGUUGUUUCCCUCAGCUUGGGGGUGGGGCUGGAUCGGGGGUGCGUGGUAGUGACAGAGUUUCCUGUCGGCUCGGGGAAAAUCGUCCUGCUGCUGCAAAAAGGGCCCCUUUUUUGUCCCGAUGAUGCACCUUUGCAAAAUUCUCUUGACAAACCAUCAACUUUUCGGAUACUUUUGUGAUCCUACUGGUGGUGAUCCUACUUCGUCCUUAUGCCUGCCACUUUGUGGAACAAAUGAAAACCCUCUGUUUAAAGUGGACUCCUCUCUAAUUAGAUGAAUUUGUACGUACCGUUUCGCCAAAUCCUAAUUUGUUUGAAACAUUUCAACUGUUGUCCUUUUCUGCAGAACAUAAAUGGGCUAUUUGAUCACAUUUCAAAAAAAAGAAUACACAUUGACACACAUUUUUUAAACUGUAGUUUUGAGCAGCUGUUUGGAAAGGCGAGGCACGUCUCCCCUUGAGAGGCGUAAAAGCCCUUCGGGGGAAGCGCAGCAACUCGAGGGAAGCGAAACAUCGUUUUAGCUGUUAACCUCCUUUUACUUUUAACUUACAAUGGGAGCUGUUGUGGCUUUCCUGAUGUACGUAAACAUUCUAAUUUACAUGUACAUGAAUGCGGCUGUAUGAUCACUGAGAAGAAACUGUAUGUUUGAUCGCUCACUGAGACGUGGCAACAGGUAGUCGAUUUCUCUCGAUUAAAUGAAGCUUCUCGGCUGGGUUUUUCCUUUUUUUCAGUCAACCCCAUGCUACUGGGAGGAGGGGGGGGGGGCAGUUGACUUUACAUCAAUCCUGGACUGACUCGGUAGCGUACAACAAGUCAACCUCCCGGCAUAUAACAAAGGUCACAUGCUGGACUUAAUCUGCUGCGCUGACAUCACUCCCGCUGACCUCGCCGUCAUCGAUUACCCAAUCUCACACCACAAAGCAGCCCUUUUUCGACUUUCAUACCCAACCCCGCAAAGUCAAAGCACGACGACCACCUCCUUCAGAAACAUCAACCCCACAGAUCUCUCCAACCUGAUCAGCUCUCCUACCCCAGCCCUCUAACCCUUCUCCCCUGCUGACCUGCUGAGCCAACUGUCUCUCCUCCAUCCCCCUCACUGCCCUGGCCCCCCUGAAAACCCAUUCAUGUCAGUUUGAUCUCCUCCCCUUGUUAAAGCGUCUUUACCAUCCAUUCACCCCGUGGUCACAGACAUAAAUCCGCUCCUCCCUCGCCACUGCUACUUGCAAACUACCUGCCAUCACACCCAUCAUGAAAAAACCCGGUGCCAAUCCAGUUGACCUUAAUCUCAAUAGGCCGAUGCCAACCUUGGCUUUAUUUAGAAAUACAAAUUCCGUUUUUUUUCCCGCACGACUUUAGUCCCACCUCGGCACACGUAAUAUCCAUGAACCCUUCCAAUCCUGUUUCUGCCCCAAUCAGAGCACUGAAACGGUCCUGGUCAAAACCCCAGAUUACUUCCUCCGUGCAGCCAACUCUGAACUACUCACCAUUCUCAUCCUCCUGGACCUCAGCGCAGCCUUCGACGCCAUUUCUCACCCGCUAUUCCUGGACCGCCUGGCUGUCGGUGUUCUCUGCUGGUUUUAUCAUACCUCUCGGACCGUCACCAAUUUGUCUGUCUGAUCAUUUCCAACUUCCUGCAGUGUUUUGCAUAGUAGCCAUUUAUUAACAACACCCAGAAACGCCGCCGGCUUCUCUGGGCUCGCCGAGCUCAUCUGAGGCGGACUGACGCGAAGUGGAAAAGUGUUCCGUGGUCCGACGGGUCCGCAUUUCAAAUAGAGCACCCGAUCGAGGCAAAUUCACGGUGGUAUGAUCGGCUUUCCACUUACGCGUUACGGCCCCAAACGUGCUCACUGGAACAUUCAGAAGCUUCGAUAUGCGCCUGUAACCAGUGCCAUCGUUAUGUUUUGCAACAAUUCCUUUGCUCCGGUCUUGAGACAGCUCUCGGCUCUCAUCCAUCAUGUGAUGCGUCUUGACUCACACCUUGGCAAUGACACCUUUUUGUAUGCCAACAAUAAGGACUGAACCAGCUGAUAUGUUUGAUUAUUGAUCGAUUUUCGGCGGUGGUGCCUUUUUGCACCUCCCUUUCUUCAUGUGUUCAAUACUUUUGCCCUGUGUCAUUUCACAUUAUGACACACAACUUAAUUUCUGAUCUCAUUUGUUCGACUUUCUUUGUAUGUGUGGAUUAUUUGGGUUGUUCCCAACAUCUAGUGAAAAUUUCAUAUCAAUAGCACCUUUGGACAUAUAUUUAGUGAGAAAAAUGGUGACGUGUUAAAUACUUAUUUCAUCCGUUGUGUGUGUGUGUGUGUGUAUAUAUAAACAUUGCUAAAUGUAAAUACAUAAAAAGUGGUCUCGAUUACUGAUCCAGGAUCUGCAAUCAUUGGUCACGCCCAAAAGUAACGUGUACCAUCAUUGGAUUUUUGGGGGUUUGAAGUUGAAUUUCAGUCAGACCCCCGUGUGCCUUUUCUUCCCCUUUUUAACCAUAAACAUUCUGUCGUCGACAGGUCUUGCAAUUUGUACGCCGCGUGUAGGAAACCACCACAUGAUACCAUGUUGACCGAAUUGACAGAUGGGAACAAUUUAGCCUAUAUCGCUUCAUAUGGCAAGCCGAAUAGGUGACUGUUCCAUAAACAGCUGAAAAUUAUAGACAUUAAAUGUUUGUAAAGCAGUCAUCAUAUGUAUUAAUUACGAUGAUAAUGUUGUGGUCGCAGGUGUGCUGAGCCAGUUCCACUUCCUCAUCGCUGCCUCGCACUCCUCACCGCCACGUCUUGUUUCACGUCUGCUAUUUGUCAACGGAUCUUUCACGCAUUUCGCAUCUGAUUUUUCAUUUUUCAUUUUGUUCCUGAUAUUUUCACGCUCGCAACCGAGUCUUUACUGCUCACGUUCUGUCGAUCCUUUGCUAGCCCUUUUCCUCCUAAAAUUCCUUUCCAUUUACUUUUCACGCUUGGCUAUGUAUCACAAAGGUUGAACCAAGGCAACUAAAAAGGGAGAAACGGGGAGAGGGAAACAGAAAGUCGAAAGAAGUUAAUUCAGACGCUUGGGAAUCUGCAGAUUCAAAAGGUCGGAGAACGUAAAGCUGCAUUUCCCAGAAUGACUUCUUGACGGCGAGGAAGUGAUCACGACGCAUGCCGAAACGUGCGUUUUAUUGCAGUUACGUGUUCAAGUUGGUUAUGCCCUCUCUUUACACGAGGUGAUUCGCCAACCUACGGCUACCGGGAGCGACGGACAAGCCGCUUCUUGAAAUCGACGCAGCUCAGGGUGACGUCGCCUUCUUCCUCUUCAACUCCAACUCCGUCUGCAUGCGCGUGGACUAAAGGAAGGCAGACAAUGUCAAACAAUCACGAGUGAGGCCCAAGAUAACAGGUUUUCUUCAGAGAACAAAAUGAGACUGCAGUAAAUCAACUGUCUAAAAAAAGAUAGAUUGAUUACAUAAAUAAGCACAGCCUAAAACAAAGACUUUUUUUGAUGCGCCUUUUACCAACAAUGAACAAUUUUAAUUUUGUAGAAGUAUGGCCCCGGGAUGGCGUGAGAGGAGAUGUGAUAACGAUUCUAAGGGCCCGUCGUGGCUGACACAAGUGCUGGGAGAAAAAAAAUAAAAAACAUUCAAAGUGCUGCAAAUUGUGAGUUGAACC